This is a messenger RNA of Acaulospora colombiana, 874 nucleotides long. The record is from the annotation of a GenBank genome assembly. NCBI's taxonomy places the organism in Eukaryota, Fungi, Glomeromycota, Glomeromycetes, Diversisporales, Acaulosporaceae.
UAAAUUGGACAACCUCGUCAACUCUGGCACCAUGAAGAUUGUUGACGAACGCAAAACCCUGCAAGAAAUUUCCUCCCUCAGACGACUCCGCAAAACAGUCGAGUCCUUCCAAGCCGAACAAGACGAGAUUGAAAAGGACCGUAAAGCAAUCGACGAACUGCGCGCCGUGCUCGACGACCCCGAGAUGAAAGCCGUCUCUGAAAAGUACGACCAGAUCAAGGGCGAGCUUGACGAGUUGAAAAAGGAGAGCGAUGCGGCUUAUGAAGGACGAUCCAAGUUGUUUGAUCAGAGGACAGAGUUGCAGGGCAAGUUGGAUGAUGUGUGGGCGAGGAAGAAGGCGGCUCAGGCGGACUAUAAAGCGGGUACGGAUUCGUAUUGGAAGAAGGCGGUGGCUCAAGAGAUGCUCGAGCAGGCCAAGGAGCCGGCGUAUGCUGCUGAUAUCCAGGAUUGCCAGACCCUCAUCGACUUUUUCACCCGUUUGUCGGGCGGGAAUGCGUCUACUGCAGAGGGUGCCGCUGUCUCUUUAAAGUAUGGCGCGUCGACUGCACCAAAGCUCGAGCUCAGGCAGGGUGGUGAUUCCAUGGAGGGUAUGACCGCUUUGAAGAAGAAGGGAGAGGAGGAGAACAACUAUUUCGUGGCCAAGAAGACGAAAAAGGCUGCCCCCGCCAAGUCGUACGGCUCCCCUGCCCCCGCACCUCCACAACCGACCGGUGAGACCUCGAAUGCUUCAUCUCAGCAACUCAACAUUCCAUUCGGCACAUUGUCUGGUCUGAUGGCAUUGUCCAUUCCACCACCCACGAACGUGUCCGAGGUCAGCAGGGUUAUUGAAGAUUUAAAGACCAAAAAGGCCUGGUUCCAGGCUAAUCAAGACCGG